AGCCGCUGCAGGAAGGACGGCUGAGCCAAUCAGCGGCGCGCUUGUUGCGAGGCGGGCGGGAGGCGAUGCCCAGUCAGCAAGCAGCCGUUGGCGAGGCGGGAAGGCGCGGCCGUUUGAACGGCAGCGGGUGCGGGCGGUCUGGGCCGCAUUAUGGCCAAUAUAAAGACAGAAGAUGAAAUAAUCGUCUUUGAAAGAGAAAUGAAGGAGUUUUGGACCAAGUUAAAAAGCGUUUAUGGCACUGAACAGAUCAAUAAGACGUUAACACUGAGAGAUUCAUGCAAGGAGUCCAUAAAAGCACUUUCAGAGAAAUGGUCCAAAAGGCUGAAAGAAGGGGAUGUGAUGCUUGAUAAAAUUCGGGACUAUAACAAUGAGAUUCUUCAGCAGAGCCAACGGAUAUCAGAAAAUCAAGAACAUUUUAGAGAAAUAAAAUCUGAAGUAAAUCAAAAAGAAGAGCAAAAGAAGGAUUUGACUGCCAGCAUUCAAGAGGUUAAAGAAGAGUUGAUGAAGAAAAAGGAAAUAAUAUCUUCUAAAAACAAAGCCAAUAAGGAGAGAGUAGAACGACUAUGCAAGUCUAAAGUAUUGUUUGAAGAGCGGCUUGGACUGGAGAUACGCAAAAUUCACAAUGAACAGUUGCAGUUUAUAUUCAGACACAUUGACCACAAAGACCCUGACAAGCCGUUCAUGUUUACACUUUCCAUAAACGAAAAGGGAGAUUAUGAAGUGACUUCCUGUACUCCUCCUCUGGACUGUAUAGAAGAGUUCCAGCUCAAAGUGAGAGAAACGAACAAUUUUUCUGCGUUUGUUGCCAACAUCAGAAAAGCUUUCACUGCUUUACCUUAUAAACAGUCUGCAUAAAGCUGUUUUAUACUUCCCUUUCUAGCUGUAGAGCACUUUUUUCUUUCCUUCCCGUAUUGUGAAAUUAUGUAUUUAUCUGUAUCUCACUCUAAUUUCUAAAUAAAGAAAAAUAAUGACAUAAGUA
Messenger RNA from Columba livia (rock pigeon), 979 nucleotides. RefSeq names its product SPC25 component of NDC80 kinetochore complex (gene SPC25). Lineage: Eukaryota; Metazoa; Chordata; Aves; Columbiformes; Columbidae. The coding region runs from base 151 to 855 and encodes 234 amino acids. The record is from RefSeq and is a predicted model, not a curated record. The transcript has 7 exons. Gene Ontology annotation, cellular component: Ndc80 complex. Gene Ontology annotation, biological process: chromosome segregation.